Xyrauchen texanus (razorback sucker) is the source of this 9829-nucleotide messenger RNA. Its product is annotated as peripheral-type benzodiazepine receptor-associated protein 1. Gene Ontology annotation, molecular function: protein binding. The record is from RefSeq and is a predicted model, not a curated record. The transcript is spliced from 31 exons. Bases 609 to 6788 code for a protein of 2059 amino acids. NCBI's taxonomy places the organism in Eukaryota, Metazoa, Chordata, Actinopteri, Cypriniformes, Catostomidae. Gene Ontology annotation, biological process: neuromuscular synaptic transmission.
CCUGUCACAAGCGCAGCAGCUGUGUGUCUAGAGCCAGCGCUGAUCUGUGGCGCGACGUGGAUCAUCUCCGCACCGCAUUAGAGGUGGAGCGCAGUCGUAACAAGCAGGCACACCGUCGCUUCUCCCUGGAGCUCCGGAGGCAGCGGGAGGAGGCACGAGAGGAGCGGGAGCAUGCGCUGAGGGCACUGACAUACAGACACGAGCAGCAGAGGGCGCUGGAGCUGCUGCAGCAAAGGGAGACGCUGGGCCGAGAGCGCACGGCAGAGGUUCGGCGUCUGCUUCGCUGGAAGGGUCAGGAGAGGCAACGUGUCGAGAGCGCCACGCUCAAACAGACCCAAGAGCUUCAUCGUCAAUUAGCAGAGGAGAUUACUGGGAUCCGUAAACCGGGGAUCAGAGACAAACCGGGUAGUCGCGGGGUGUCCGCGAGCGAACCUGGAUGUAAAGGUAGCGGCGCAGCGUACCGUAAACUCGAGGAACUCUUAAAGUCGCUACUUGCGCAGGCCGAUGGCGAGGAGGUCACUUUGCUUCAACGCCUCCAACAGGAGGUGGACCUAGAGAAGAGCUACUUCUUGUGUCACCUGCUGCAAGUCCACAGCUUCCAUUCCCAGAUGGAAAACAAAGGGUGCAUUGUAAAUCGGACCAGGCCGAGGUCAAAGAGUUGCGUGCAACUGCUGAGCGGUGACAUCUCGCAAGGCCAAGAUCACCCGGAAUCUUCUAGGACAGGAAAGCUUGCUCUGUUUCGCUCUUGCUCACCCCAAAGCGUCGCUCCACUCCCUAUGAAGAAGAAAAAGAAGGAGCAGGACUUUGAAACGCCUCCUCUCAGCUCCUCUCCAGAGGAGGAAGAGUCAUCCAAGGGAGUUCUCUCAGGAGACUUUUCUCAACCUUGCUCACCUGACAAGUGGGACCCUCAACAUUCUAGCUGGUCGGCGACCACAUCUCCAGAGAAGUGCUCAACGUCCAGAUGUCCAGAGGACAAGAUGGAGGAUCUGAAUGGCAGGGAUUACGGGCUCCUGGUGCGGCAGAACUCUGAGCUGCUACGAGCGCUGGAGGAGACGGAGAAAUCAUGUGCCGCUCUCCGAGAGGAGAACAGGAUACUUCGGAAGAGCAGUUCUCCAGAAACAGAGGAGAAAGUGAAGAGACUGAGGAAGAAGAACACGGAACUCGCCGUCAUCGCCAAACGACUGGAAGAGAGAGCGCGGAAACUUCAGGAAGCCAACCUGAAAGUGGUAAAUUCCCCCAUGCCCAUUAAAGCGGGCACUGUGGAGCAGUACAAGCGAGCGUUUGCCCGUCAGAGAGCGAGAGAUCUGGCGCAGCACGCAGACACGCUCCUGUCUAAAGACAAAGAGAUCGCAUCGCUGCAGCACGAGUGCAGACAACAUGAAUCACGCCUGGGACAGGGGAAGGGUCCUGUGGGAGUGAGUGAGUUUGAGCGUCUGUUGAAGGAGUCACAGAAGGAAGUGUUGCGUCUGCAGAGACAGCUGUCUGUCACCUCCAUCAGAGAUCAGAGCAGUGCGACAGCAGAGACCCCUGCAGACAGAGAGACAGACAGACAGACGAGGGUUGCAUUUGAAGCCCCACCCACAGUAGUAGAUGAGGACUCUGUUAAGGGGGAGGAGACUCCUGGAGAGGGGGUGGAGUCAGAAACGCAAGUGAAGCCCGAUCAGGGCACAAGCCACGCCCACGAGGUAGAGCAGACCACGGAAAAACGUCUUCAUUUGCUGGAAAGUGAGCUGGGUAAGAAGAGGAAAGAAUGUGAAUCUCUUGAGCAUGAAGUGAGAAAGAGACAGAAACGAUGUCUCGAUUUGGAGAGUCAGCUAGUGGAGGAGCGCAGCAGAAAUGAGCGUUUAGCGGAGGAGGCAGAACUCCUCAGGAGGAGAGCUCAGCUGCUUCAACAGUCCCAGAUCGAAAAUGAUGAGCUAAAGGAACAGCUCUCAGAUUUGAGCGCUCAGCAUAGUUCAGUUCUGGAGGAGAACCAGCGACUGCGAGCAAAGCUGGAGAACCUAGAGCAGGUCCUGAAGCACAUGCGAGAGGUGGCCGAGCGAAGGCAGCAGCUGGAACUGGAGCAUGAACAGGCGCUGGCGAUCCUCAAAUUCAAACAAGAUGAGAUCAAACGACUGCAGCGGGCUCAGUUAUUUGCUAAGAGAGAACAUGAAGGUGUCGUACAAAUGCUGGAGGAUCUGGUGCAGCUUGUAUUGCACAGAGAGCUGGCAAAGGUUCGGGACCUUGAGGACAAAUGCCGCAGUCAGAGCGAGCAGUUCGGUUUGCUCUCACAGGAACUGGAUAAGUUCCGGGUUCAGGCGUCGAAAAUUGACCUGUCGGGAGCCGAACUGCUGUCCGUCCCUAGUCUGACCCAACUGACCAAUGGCUUGCCCGGUGUGACUGCCACAGAUGCCUCUUUGGAAGAGAUCACGUUUUGGAGUUUGGAGGAUGUUGCUGCGGUGUUGCGUUCAGGCUCGACUCCUCAUGCAGCCGAACUCUCUCGUCCUGAGCACAUGCCGACCACCAAACACCGAGAGCUGCCUGCCAUCAGUGUGAAGUCUGGCUCCUCCUCCAGCCCCACACCACCCAGAUCUGAGACCAUACACCUGUCCCCCAAAUCUGCAGGCUCUCAACCGACCAGCCCCCGAAAGGCCAGCCCUACUCAUGAUGUGGACACAGCUAGUGAAGUUGAAGAACUGGAUAUUGAUGUGUCUCCAGCACCGUAUGUGAGCAAAGGAGCCGCUAAACUCCAGGUGUUCAUCGCACGUUACAGCUACAACCCUUAUGAUGGCCCUAAUGAUAAUCCAGAGGUGGAGUUACCGCUCACAGCAGGAGAGUAUAUUUACGUCUAUGGAGACAUGGAUGAUGACGGCUUCUAUGAGGGUGAACUGAUGGAUGGGCGGAGAGGACUUGUUCCCUCCAACUUUGUGGAGCGUGUGUCGGACGAUGACUUCAUGAGCAUCCAACUUCAUCAGACUGGCGAUAUUUCCCAUAAUUCCUUCCAGGAGAGCAGUUUUCACAGCGGUAGUGAGCGGUUACACCAACACCACCACCUGCGUUUCGCCCACAGCUCUUCUGAGCGGACUGAGACCUCCACGACAGCAUCAGCUCCAGGUGACAACAGCAAAGCUAACACCUCCACUCCUGCGCUGAACGCCCCUCUCACCAAUGGCUUGGAUCUGGAUCUAGAGGAAGUGGGGGUGGACACCGUGCCUUACCCCCGCAAGCUUACGCUAAUCAAACAGCUCACCAAGAGUAUCAUCAUCGGCUGGGAGGCGCCGCUUGUACCGCCGGGCUGGGGUUCCGUGUUUAGCUAUAAUGUCUACGUUGACCACGAGUUGCGAGUCAACGUGCCAUUUGGAACACAAACUAAGGCCGUUUUGGAGAGGCUGGACUUGGCGCAGAAGUCUUAUCGGAUAGCGGUGCAGAGCUUGACGGAGCGUGGGAACUCAGAUCAGUUACGUUGCAGUAUACUUGUUGGCCAAAAUGUGUGUGUGGCGCCGACGCAACUGCGCGUUGAACGCGUAACUGCUACCUCGGCCAGCCUGACCUGGCUGCCUAGCAACAGUAACUAUGUGCACAUUGUGUCUUUGAACGACGAGGAGUGCGAGCUGGUAAAGGCGGGAUGCUAUUCACUGUGCCUCAGUAACCUCACACCUAACCUGCAUUACCGCAUUAAAGUAGAGGCCCGGCCGCACCGCACAGCCUGGGAGCUACCACCAGAGUGCCGAGAUCGCAAAACCGCCGUGACCUCUUUCACGACCCUUACUGCAGGUCCUCCUGACGCACCGUUGGACGUGCAGUUGGAGCAGGGCCCGUCUCCAGGAAUCGCUCAGAUCAGCUGGCUGCCCGUUACCAUAGAUGCUGCCGGGACAUCCAAUGGAGUCCGAGUCACUGGCUACACCAUCUACGCUGACAAGAAGAAGGUAUUAGAGGUGUCAUCACCCACAGCAGGCAGCGCUCUGAUUGGUCCAUCUCAGAUCCAGACGUUACAGGAGGCCCUUGAGCUCACCGUACGCACCAUGUCAUCGUUCGGCGAGUCGGUGGAUUCUUUACCUGUGAAUGUUCCCGUAAAACUGCCUGCCAUCAUGUCCGGUGGCUCUCUGCCUCAGUGCCAGUCUGUGCCAGCUACCGCCAGUGUCCUUGUGGCUGGUGCCAACCCAGAGCCUGCUGUAUGUGCCACGUCUCUCUCUGCUGCCAAAACUCCUGACCUGCCGCAUGCUGCUGUAAUGGACGAGCACAUCACUGGUCCAGUGAGGGGAGUUUACAUCAACACACCAAAAGCGGUCGCUCGUGAUGCGCAUCUGCCUGCUGCGUCCUACAUAGAAGCCUGGGCAAACCCAGCGUCAGUUGCCCCACUCACGGUUGCCACGGCAGCGCAGGAAGCACUAUCACUGUCGGCUUCUCAUGCUAACUCAUCAGUAAGUGCAACUGUAGUCAUGCCAGUGCCCAUUGCCACACCAGCAUCCAUGGUUGUGCCCACUCCCUUGACCAUGCCAGCACCUAUGCCUAACCCAGCAUCCAUGGCAAUGCCUGUGUUCAUGGCUGCACAACCUCCCAUGGCAAUGUCAGUGCCCAUGCCCUCUACUGUUGUUGCAGCUGCAUCAGUGCCAGUGCACUCCAAUGUGGCCCUCAUGGCAAUGAACCCCUGUAAAGAGACAGACACUCCCGGUGCCCAGCGUCCUGUUGCCUCCCUCUCUGACUUUCUAGAGGACCCCCUUGCCAAACUUCACACACCACCACCCAGUCCCACCACACAUAAAGUCAACAUCCCUGGGAAGGACCCUCUCGAUGUGCCAGAUACGCAUCCACUGAGGCCCCUCAAUCCAUCACCCUUCGAGUCAGAGCCUGAGGAGGACAGAGAGAACACCAGGCUGGUGUCAAUAGAGGAGUUCCUGCGGCCUGUACCUCAACCACGAAUAAAGGUGUAUGCUAGUGGUCUUAUGGACCCUCCUCCAGACUACCAUGGAGAGAGCAGUCGAUCCGACCUGUCUGACAUCCUGGAGGAAGAGGAGGAAGACCUGUACUCUGAACCUAUCGUUGACAACCCCUCCAGAGGUUACAGUACAGCUCCAACAGGCAGGUCGGAAAUGUGGGAAACUGACAGCGAUGAAGAUAUUUUGGAAAGGAUUAUAAAGCUCCCCCCUCAGGCCUACCACAACAAGCAGCUAUUCAGCAUCCCAGAGGUCACAGAAGAAGAAGACAACACCGAAUCGGAGCCCCACACUAGACCAUCUCCAGGCCGGGCUGCAUCAGGCAAGGGCCGCUUACGUGGACAUGAGGUUCAUCAACAUUCCCCCAAUGAACCUAGAUCCGAAUUGCCUGUAGUGAGGUACAGAGGGACGGUUCCAGUCAGGACUCGACCUAGAGUGCAUUAUGCUGACAUGGUGGACACCAUUAACUAUCUUGAUGAAGAAGAUGUGGAGUUGGACUCGGAUAGUAAUCUGUACACCGGGCAUAGCACUGGGAGUCAAUGUGUCCGCCACACACCGCACAAAGGCCAUGGCGAUCAACCCAGGAGAGAGGCCCUACUACGUAACCAUGCCGGGGUUGCAGGGUCAUCAGGAGCAGGGCAGGGACCGUAUUUGAUUAGCAAGACCGUACGCCGCGUAAAGUCGCCCACUGGAACCUCAUCCGAGAUUGACGUAGAAUACGGUACCGAUGAGGAAACUCAGGUCUUUGAUCCUGGAGAGGUGGUGCUUGAGCAGAUGAGCGCGGAGUGGUGGGUGGAGGGCGGUAACCAUGACUACCACCACCUGCCCCUGACAAGCAGACCUCAACCAGAGCUGCCCACUAGCAACCGCUCAUGGGAGUUACCGGGCAGAGAAGCAUCACUGGCAGAUGCAGGUGCAGCGUGGAGCAGCUCAUGUGAUGUCACUCCUAAAUCGACACGCUCUGAAAUUAGACUGCCAAGAGAGUCCAGGGCACCUGGAGAAAAUGAGGUGAGGAUCUUUGUUGCUCUCUUCCCGUAUGACCCAGCUGUGAUGUCACCCAAUCCUGACGCUGCAGAAGAGGAACUUCCCUUUAAAGAAGGACAAAUUAUUAAGGUUUAUGGGGACAAAGAUGCAGAUGGUUUCUACCGUGGUGAGGCAGGAGGUCAUCAUGGUUACGUCCCGUGUAAUAUGGUUUCAGAGAUCCAGGUGGAUGAUGAGGAGACCAGAGACCAGCUCCUGGUGCAGGGCUUCCUGUCCACCGAGGCGUCGAUGGAAAAGAUAGUGGAGUCUGCAGUGGUGUGCGAGGACACGUCUGUCAUUGUUUCCUCCAGUCAAGAUCUCAGCCGCUCAGCCGCCCCCAUGGGAAGUCCUAGAGCGUGCAGGAUGGUGGCCGUCUUUGACUAUGACCCGAGAGAGAGUUCCCCGAAUGCAGACAUAGAGGCUGAGCUGACCUUCAGCGCGGGUGAUGUCAUCUAUGUGUUUGGCGACAUGGACGUUGAUGGAUUCUACUAUGGUGACCUUAAUGGACAGAAAGGUCUUGUGCCGUCCAACUUCCUGCAAGCUUUUCCCGAGACCGAGGAGGAAGCUGUAAGGACAGAACACACAGAGAGCCGCAGAGAUUCACAGGUGAGUCAGUGUGAAUCUGAUCCCAUCAGCUCCAUACAACUAGAAGCGGUUCCACCAGUCCAGACAGAACCAAACCCCGAUCCGAACCCUGACCCAGACUCUGAGCAAAAACCAAACCCAAGCACCUCUCCACCCGAGACCCCCACCUUCUCCGACAGCUCUCUGUCUCUGCCUGAGAAAAAGAAGAAAGGCUUCUUCUCCAAAGGCAGGAAGCUCUUCAGAAAGUUGGGCUCCAGUAAGAAGGACUAGAAGCAGCAUGAAGGAUCUGCAGAUUGCACUUUUACUUGUUAGUCGGGUUGAGUGUGUGUGUGUGUGUGUGUGUGUGUGUGUGUGUGUGUGCGCGUGUGCGUGCGUGCGCGGGUAUGUGAUAUGGUUUUAUGCUGGAGUGAUCAGAGAAUGAUCCUAAUUCUCCGAUUUUUGCCAUGAUGACACAGAACGUCCAAUGUGUGUCUGACUGUCCGUCCUAAAACACAAGCAAAUCAUUGAAAUACUCAACAUCGAUAUCUUAAUGCUUUUACUAUUUAACCCAGUUAAAGCUGUGACUAAUGCUUACGCCUGUUAAACAGCUUUGCAUUAUUAAAAUAAGAACAAUGACUGUCUUGUAAACAGAUAACCAAAAUAAAUAGAUUUUGCAUAUUUAUAGGUAAAUGACACCAGUCAUGCUAAGUUGGAUAAAAGCAUCUAGUGCUGAACAUCAUCCGCUAAUAUUCACAACCAUCUUUCCCCGAAAGGCAAAGCACACUUAUAUGGAGAGAUGUCCACUUUGUAAAUCUACUGGUAGAAUGAUUGGUUAGUCGUGUGAAUGUUUGUUCCUAGAAGUCGUGGAAAGUGAAAGAGAGUGACAAAUAUUUGUUUGCACUUCAAGUAGUGUCCAAGACUGCAGUACUGUGUCCCUCUCCUGAUUUAUUUUAGUGGUGUUAACUGGUUAAGGCGGGAGAAUGUGACGUUAAGACCGCCGCAACGUGAAGUUGUAGUUCAUCAGCUUUAAACGUAAAGGAAUAUUCCGGGUUCUAUAGAACUUAAGGUCUGUCGACAGCAUUUGUAGCAUAAUGGUGAUCAUCACCAAACAUUAUUUACACUCGUCCCUCGUUUACUUAAAAAAAGCAAAAACUGUGGUUACAUUAAGGCACUUGCAGUGAAUGGGGCCAGUCCAUAAGUGUUCAAAUUAGGGCUGUCAAUUGUUUAAAAUUUCCCCAAGUGAAGGAGUUCAAGUACCUCGGGGUCUUGUUCACGAGGGGACAAUGGAGCGGGAGGUUGGCCGGAGAAUCGGGGCAGCGGGGGCGGUACUGCACUCGCUCUAUCGCACCGUUGUCACGAAAAGAGAGCCGAGCUGGAAGGCAAAGCUCUCGAUCUACCGGUCAAUUUUCGUUCCUACCCUCACCUAUGGUCAUGAAGGCUGGGUCAUGACUGAAAGAACUAGGUCACGGGUACAAGCGGCCGAAAUGGGCUUCCUCAGAAGGGUGGCGGGCUUCUCCCUUAGAGAUAGGGUGAGGAGCUCAGUCAUCCUUGAGGAGCUCGGAGUAGAGCCGCUGCUCCUUUGCAUCGAAAGGAGUCAGUUGAGGUGGUUUGGGCAUCUGGUAAGGAUGCCCCCUGGCUGCCUCCCUAGGGAGGUGUUUCAGGCACGUCCAGCUGGGAGGAGGCCUCGGGGAAGACCCAGGAUUAGGUGGAGAGAUUACAUCUCCACACUGGCCUGGGAACGCCUCGGGGGUCCCCCAGUCAGAGCCGGUUAAUGUGGCUCGGGAUAGGGAAGUUUGGGGCCCCCUGCUGGAGCAGCUGCCCCCGCGACCCGACUUCGGAUAAGCGGUGGAAGAUGGAUGGAUGGAUAAUUACAUGGUGUGCCAAUUGAUUAAUCGGAUUAAUCACAUACAAAUAUUUACUGAGAAAACCCUUCAAAUAACAAUAAUUCAGUACAAUAUAUAUAUAUAAUAGGGUUGUCAAUCGAUUACAUUUUUAAAUAAAAAAAAAUGUAUAUAUAUAUAUUUUAUUAAAACAUUUAAUCGAUUGACAGUCCUAAUAUAUAUAUAUAUAUAUAUAUAUGUAUAUACACGCAAGAACACGUCCUCGUGUUGUGUUGUCUGCUGCUGGUUUGUUCUCUGUAUAAGCUGCUCGUUGCCUAUACAGCUGAAGUUUCACUUACUGCCCCCUGGAGGAAGCAGGUGGUAAUACAAGUUCGAAUUGCUCAGUAAUCUUCCUUAUUACAGUCCGGGAACAUGAUUAAUUGCGUUCAUUCUGUCAUCACGUUAUUUUUUAUAUAAUUAAUCCCACUAAAUUAACAUGUUAAAUCGACAGCCCUUGUUAAAAUGCAUAAACUAUAAUGCAUAGCCACAAGAUGUAAACAUUACAUGAGCUACAUGAUUUUAGCGUGAUAAAAUUACUUACAAUCUUUAGUGUAAAAUUGUAUCAAACCUCUUUGCCAUGAUGAUGCAAUGCCUGUAAACACUAUAAGCAAUUUCAUCACAGUAAAAUCACGUCAACACGCUUAUUGUUUAUUCUUGUGGCUAUACUUUUGAAACGGGGAGUAUUUUAAUGUUUCAGACUGGCCUCAUUCACUUCCUUUCUAAGUGACUACAGUAACCUGAAUUUUUUCAUUUGUAAAUUUUGUUUUUAGUAUUUUGAUUACUAUUUUUUGUUUGUUUAGUUUGCUUAAAAAAUUACAAAAAAUACAGUUUUUAUGCCGUUGUUGCAACAGAUUUCCCUCAAUCCUUAAUGGCUAUUUUUUUUAAUAAAGAACACAAGAAUUAAAUCGAGGAUCAUCUGCAGUUUUACCUUGAAAGUACCGUUAAAAUUAUAUUUUUUGGUUUAUUAUUUAUAAUGAACAUUGUGUAUCCGGCUGUAUUGUAUUCUCCAGCUUUGCCUUUUUUCUGUUACUGUAACUGCAGCCGUUGGGAACUUUAUUGCAAUGCAAAAUACAGUAAACGUUUGUUUGCAACAUAUGUUGAAUUUUCAACACCAUGCUAGCGGAACGCAUUCAAUGCAUAGGAUGUGUUUGUUUCUGUGGUAACACUUUACAAUAAGGUUGUAUACGUCAACAUUAGUUAUCAAUGUGCGAUACUGUUACAGCAGUUUUUAAUCUUGGCUAAUGUUCAUUUCGAUAAACAACAAAACAUUUUAAUGUUAAAGUUUCAACUUUAAUGUAAAGUUGACAUUAGUUGGUGCUUUAAAAUCAAAAAUUAACUUAUAAAGAAAUGAAGUUUAUUUAUAAAUGAACAUUAAAUGCGGACAAAAUUUUAAGUUUAUUGUUAGUGAGCAAUACUUUUCUAUCAUUUAUUCAUCUUUGCUCAUGUUAAUUA